Messenger RNA from Cuculus canorus (common cuckoo), 10529 nucleotides. RefSeq names its product ADAM metallopeptidase with thrombospondin type 1 motif 7 (gene ADAMTS7). The record is from RefSeq and is a predicted model, not a curated record. Bases 39 to 5462 code for a protein of 1807 amino acids. The transcript is spliced from 24 exons. NCBI's taxonomy places the organism in Eukaryota, Metazoa, Chordata, Aves, Cuculiformes, Cuculidae. Gene Ontology annotation, molecular function: metalloendopeptidase activity. Gene Ontology annotation, biological process: proteolysis; extracellular matrix organization. Gene Ontology annotation, cellular component: extracellular matrix.
CCCCACCAGUCGCGCUGAGCCGCUCGCUGCCCGCACCGAUGCCGGUCCCGGGCGGGCUCCUCCUGCUCCUCGCCGCCGUGCUGGCGCUGCAGGCGGGCGGAGGGACCGUGCCCACAGAGCCUGGAAGCAGUGACAUCGUUCAUCCCAUCAAGGUUGAUGAGCGUGGGUCAUUCCUGUCCUAUGAUUUGUCCCACCGAGCACUUCACCGGAGGUCUCCCUCCUCCAGGAGCAAGUUUCUCGCCUUUUAUGAACUGCAUUACAAAGGGCAGCCCCUGAAAUUCAACCUGAGCCUCAACAGCCACCUCCUGGCACCCGGCUUUGUCAGUGAGAGGCGGUACGGGGGCAUCGCCAACGCCAAGAUCCAGUCCCAUCCCUACAACUCCUGCCAUAUGGUUGGGGAGGUGCGGGGCCAGGCGCUGCAGGGAGGCUUGGCUGCGCUCAGCACCUGCGAUGGCCUGAAAGGCGUGUUUCAGCUCAUGAACGAGGACUAUUUUAUCGAACCAGUGUCCACCAGCUUUCGGGAGGAUGGAACAGCACAGCCCCAUAGGAUAUAUAAGCGUCAGGUGCCUGAGCAUGGGGCAGAGCAAGGCAGCAGGCCACCAGCUGCAUGGGAAACCUGCGGAGUGCAAGAAUCUCAGCAAAGCCUGGAGCAGUCUGAAAAGCGGAGGGAAAGAUGGGAACAGAGGCAACAUAGGAGGAGAAGAAUAAAGCAGCGCUCUGUCAGCAAGGAGAAGUGGGUCGAAACACUGGUGGUGGCAGAUACCAAGAUGAUAGAAUACCACGGGAGCGAGAAUAUAGAGAAAUACGUGCUGACUGUGAUGAACAUGGUGGCGGGGCUGUUCCACCAUGCCAGCAUCGGGAACCCCAUCAACAUUGCAAUAGUGCGACUCAUCCUGCUGGAAAAGGAAGAGGAGGAUCUGAAAAUCUCUCACCAUGCAGACAACACCUUGAGAAGCUUUUGCAAAUGGCAGAAGAGCAUCAACGUUAAAGGAGAUUCUCAUCCCCUGCAUCACGACGUUGCAGUCCUGCUCACAAGGAAGGACAUCUGUGCAGCAAUGAACAGGCCUUGCGAGACCCUGGGCCUGUCCCACGUGGCGGGGAUGUGUCAGCCCCACAGGAGCUGCAACAUCAAUGAGGACACAGGACUGCCGCUCGCCUUCACCGUGGCCCAUGAGCUCGGACACAGUUUUGGGAUUCAGCAUGAUGGAAGCAGCAAUGACUGUGAGCCAGUUGGGAAAAGACCUUUCAUCAUGUCUCCACAGCUCCUGUAUGACACGUCCCCACUCACCUGGUCCCGCUGCAGUCGGGAGUACAUCACACGAUUCCUUGACCGGGGAUGGGGGCUGUGCCUGGACGACCCCCCUGCCCGAGAGGUGCUGGAUUACCCCUUGGUGCCCCCGGGUGUCCUCUACGAUGUGAGCCACCAGUGCCGGCUGCAAUACGGCCCCUACUCCACCUUCUGCGAUGACAUGGAUAGUGUCUGCAACACACUGUGGUGCACUGUAGGGAACACGUGCCAUUCCAAGCUGGAUGCUGCUGUUGAUGGCACGACGUGUGGGGAGAACAAGUGGUGCUUCAACGGAGAGUGCGUGCCUGUGGGGUACCGUCCGGAGGCCGUGGAUGGUGGCUGGAGCUCCUGGAGCUCCUGGGCUGCCUGUUCGCGCAGCUGCGGCGCAGGCGUGCAGAGUGCGGAGAGGCAGUGCAGCAGCCCCACGCCCAAGUACGGGGGCAGAUACUGCCUGGGAGAGCGGAAGCGGUUCAGGAUUUGCAACAUCAGGCCGUGUCCGCUGGACAAGCCUUCCUUUCGCCAAGUCCAGUGCAGCCAGUUCAACCCUAUGCUCUACAAAGGGAAACUCUACAAGUGGACACCGGUGCCCAACAACAUUAACCCCUGCGAGCUGCACUGCCGCCCAGAGAACGAGUACUUUGCCGAAAAGCUGCGAGAUGCCGUCAUUGAUGGGACGCCGUGCUAUGAGAUGGACGCCAGCCGCGACAUGUGCAUCAACGGCAUCUGCAAGAACGUGGGCUGUGACUACGAGAUCGAUUCCAAAGCGGUGGAGGACCGGUGCGGCGUUUGUCACGGCGACGGCUCCACCUGCCACACCGUCAAGAAGACCUUUGAGGACAGCGAGGGACUGGGUUACGUUGAUAUUGGGAUUAUCCCUGUGGGAGCACGGGAAAUCCGGAUUGAAGAAGUUGCAGAAGCUGGGAAUUUUCUGGCACUGCGGAGUGAGGACCCGGAGAAAUAUUUUCUGAACGGCGGCUGGACCAUCCAAUGGAAUGGGGACUACAGGAUGGCAGGGACAACCUUCACCUACAAGAGGACAGGAAACUGGGAGAACCUCACCUCCCCAGGGCCCACUAUGGAGCCCGUGUGGAUCCAGCUGCUGUUUCAGGAGACCAACCCCGGCGUGCGGUACCAGUACACCAUCCAGCGCCCAGCUGACAGCGAGAACGAGAUCGAGCCGGCAGAAUUCCUCUGGCGCUUCGGCUCCUGGACCACAUGCACUGCCACAUGUGGGACCGGGGUUCAGCGGCAGGUCGUGCACUGCGUGGAGAAGCUGGCCGGCAUCGUGGAGGAGCGGUACUGCAAUGCGCUCACCCGCCCCGAUGACCAGCAGAGAACGUGCAGCGAGGAGCCCUGUCCGGCCAGGUGGUGGGUUGGUGAAUGGCAGAAAUGCUCCGCCACCUGUGGUCCUUUGGGGCUGAUGAAGAGGACAGUGCUCUGCAUCCAGAGUGUAGGGCUGGAUGAGCAGAGGGCCUUGCAGCAAGCGGAUUGCCAGCACCUUUCCAAGCCAGAUGCCACCGCACCCUGUCACCGGGAAGUCCCCUGUCCCUCCCAGUGGGCUGUGGGCAACUGGUCCAAGUGCUCCGUGACGUGCGGAAACGGGACACAGAAGCGUCCUGUUUACUGCAGCAACAGCACUGGAGCUGCUUGUGACCCUGCAGAAAGACCCAGCUCGGAAACCGUUUGCUCCUUGCCGCAGUGCCAGAAGAAAUCAGACUACACCAACACAGACUGGUCUGGCAGUGGGUCCUCCAGCAGAGAGGUGUUCAAUGAGAUUGAUUACAUCCCCAGCAACAACAUUGCUAAAUUUAACCCCUUGAUUCCAAAUCUUCCAGAGUCCAAUGAGGUUAACAUCAUCACUGAGGAGGACUUCUCAGCCAGGAAAGGAAAUGUCUUUGUUGAUGAUUUUUACUACGAUUAUAAUUUUAUCAACUUCCAUGAGGACCUGUCUUACUACCCCUUCCUGGAGAAGGAGACCAAAGGCGAGGGGCAGAAGCCAGAGCUGAGUGAUAACGAUGUGGAGAUGCCUGCCACUGUCCUGCAUACUGUCAAGCCAGGAGAAGGGGCAACCAAAGACCAUUUGGUGAUCAGCAAAACAACUGCUUCUGCUCCUGUGCACAGUGAAGGAGAGACGGAGUCUGGGGGUUUAGCCAGGAAUCACCUCCUAAGUGUGUUCCUUGAAGAUGCAGGGACAGCCACUCCCAAAUAUGCCAUCCUCAACUUCAUGGGUGAGAAGGAGGAUGCAACUCUUGUGCCCCACUACAUGGAGCACCCACUUACCCAGAGCUAUGACUCUGCAAACAGCCACAACCACCCACCACUGGAUGAACCCCAGGAAGACGUACUGGUGAGAACCAGUCUUGGGGAGGAUGCUCCAGCUGUUAGCCCUACUCCCUGGGCUACUCACGCAGCCAAUGCCCCCCCAUCACUGCCCCCUGGCAGAGGUGAUGAUGGCGCAGACACAUCUGACAGCCUAGGAGAGCCGGGGAGCAGCAGCGAGGGGCACGAAAGCACAGAGGGGCCACGUAGCGCUGCCAGUGAGGAGAAUGACUUGGCCAGCUCUGCAGGGAGAAGCCAUGAAGACUCCAGGGAAAUGGGUCUUGUCAUCGCCAGUAAUGCUAACCGUGCUGCCCCAGAGGAGCAGGAAGGGUGGGCAGAAACUCCAGAGAGGAUGGUGGGCACGCACGCAGCGAUGGCAGCUGACGAGCAAGCCCAUGAGACAGAGAGGGCAGGUCUGUCUUUCCCCACCCCGCAGGGACCUGGGCAGGAGGUGGGAAGGAUUGCUGGCGACACCCAUCCUGCUGUGAGUCCCCAUCCCAUGGGUGCUGAGAGGGGCACUGUGGGGCAGGCAGGGCACCAGCCACAGCUCCGCACCCCUACGUCCCUGACCUCAGCUCCCUUGGUGGCCACUACAGCCUUUGCUGCAGCAGCAUUCUUAUCCGCUGCCGUGCCUGGGCCAGCCACCCAGCUCAGUUCCAGCGGCCUCAUCCAGGAAGAUUCCCUGAUGCCAGCUGUGUCCAUGGUCCCAGCUCACAGCCCUCCUGUGCACCCAACAGGAGCAUCGCCCACUGAAUCCCUGCCAGUGUGGUGGACCGUGGGGGUGUCCUACGGCCCAGGGGCAGCAUCACCCAAUGUACAGCAGAAUUCCCAUGGGAUCCUGCUCAGCAGCACUGUGCCAGGGCAAUGGUGGGAAACCCCAGGGAUGUUUGCUUUCAGUGAUGGGGAACACAAGCUAUCGCAGCCCACACCUGGCCCCCCGCCGCUCUGGGAAAAGGAAGAGAUGGAGGAGGAGGCGACUUUUCUUCCACUGUCAACCACCAUGGCAGCCACUGCAAUGCCCAGCUGGGAGGUCGGGAACUGGAGCGAGUGCUCGGCCACCUGCGGCGUGGGCGCGAUCUGGAGGACCGUGCGCUGCAGCAGCGGCAGCGACGACGACUGUGCUGCUGCCAACAAACCCGUCCCUGCUCGGAGGUGUUCCCUGAGACCGUGUUCAUCGUGGCGCGUGGGGAACUGGAGUAAGUGCUCCAGGAACUGCGGUGGGGGGAUGAAGGUUCGGGACGUGCAUUGCAUUGACACCAGAGACCAGAGGCUCCUACGUCCCUUCCACUGCCAGGCUGUCCUCUACAAACCACCCGCGCACCUCCCCUGCCGGAGCACACCGUGCCUGGACUGGUACACGUCCUCCUGGAGAGAGUGCUCGGAGUCAUGCGGCGGUGGGGAGCAGGAGCGGCUGGUGACAUGUCCAGAACCAGGACAUUGCGAGGAGAUGUUACGGCCCAAUGCCACCCGGACAUGCAACACACAUCCCUGCACCACCUGGGUGGUGGGCUCCUGGGGAGAGUGCACGGCUCCCUGCGGUGGAGGCAUCCAGCGGCGCCAGGUCAAGUGCAUCAACACCAAGACGGGGCUGGCUGAGGAGGACAACAGCCUCUGCGACCACGAGCCCUGGCCCGAGAGCACCCAGAAGUGCAACCUGCAGGACUGCGAGAGCUCUGAGUCAGGCUUCACCUGUGAGCGCGACCGCUUGACGUUCGGCUUCUGCCAGACCCUGCGCCUCCUGGGAAGGUGCCACCUCCCAACGGUCCAUCUCCAGUGCUGCCAAAGCUGCCGUCAGCACGGGCACCACGCGGCACCCGGCCACGACCGUGGGGACGAGCGUGCCUCCAGGAGGUGACAGCACCAUCCCUGAUGGGGAGAAGCACCAGGACCCGCGGCGGUGGCUCCCAGAGGGACCUGGGUCACAGCCAGGACUUGGGGCUCUGUCUCGUCCCGUGGCAGUGCCGGCCGGUGCCACCACGGCUCUUUCGAAACAUGGGCAAGGCUUGAUUUCUUUUAUUUGUGCUACACUCUAACGGUGCUCAAACCAUUGGUCUGAAAGAUAAGGUCUGGCAUGGGCUGGGUGUGCGGGUCCCACGGGAGAUGCCGGAGCAGCCAGGACCCUCCAUCAGGUAACGCUGGCCCUGGGCAAACAGCAGGGAAACGUUCCGGGGGGUGGAAACCGAGAGCAGCAAUGAUUCCGGGGAAACCUCCCAGAAAUGCUUAUGGUGCUAUCAUUUGAUGUUUUCAGCCUCUAGAUGGUGUUGGCAGGCCAGCACAAACCUCUUGUCUUUUGUUAUUGUUUUUAUAUGUCUGAAGUGAGCAUCCAGCAUUCCACCAGCACAGCCGGACGGCUGGCUUAGGUUUGUUUUUUUUUCCUUAAGGGUCUUGAAGCUGACAACCCAUUUCUGUAAUUUUCAUUAAACUGUUUACGCACUGAAGCGGAAUAGCCAUAAUUUAGGAGAUGGAGACAGGGCAGAGCUAUAAAGUAUCGGCUUUACUUACUGCCACGAGUCCCAGACUCGUGGUGUGUGCAUACACUCCAGACCCUUGUCUCUCUGCUCCUGGCUUUCUCUGUCAAAGCCACUGCCCCCAUCACUCUGGGGACAGGGACCAGUGAAAUGAUGCAUUAGGACCCCAAAACCACAAUAUCAUUCCCUGGUUUGUAAAGGAGAGGGGAAGGGCAGGGCAUCCCCUUCGCUGCCUCCCUGUGCUUACACACCUGCAUUUCCGUAUGCAGUUACAGCGUAGCAGUGUAAUGGUUGAUGGAGGUGUUUUCCUGUGUUCUUAUUAGCUAAAUACCCCCUCUCUGCUUAUAUAGAUUCACCUCUGUUAAGGUUAGUUGAUUCUUUUAACUAUAAUAUCGAUAUUGGACGAGGAGCAGCCGUCAGCCAGCACAGCCCUUCCGCCUGGUCUGGGGAUGCUGUACGUUAGUCCCUCCCUGCCCCAGGGAGGAUUUGCUGUUAGAUUGGGCCCUGAGGAGGGUCAGGAGCAUUUUUGGUAGGAAUUCAUUUCUGUAUGAUGCUUCAGGCUAUAGAGGACACCCAGAAACUGGGAGGCGGGGAAGGAGAUCCUAUUUGCAUUGGAGGGCACGGAGAAAGGCAGGACAGCAUCGGCCACGCCGUGCGGUCACACAGUCCAGGGGGUGUUUUUUCUUCACCUCCGCUGUCGGGAACAAUGUUCGGUCCCAGAACAGGGGAAAUCUUCUAUGUAAAACACAAGCCAUGACUUCACCAUUUGUGUUAUAUUACUUUCCAACGUGGUGUAAAUUUUCAUGUUCACAGAGCCUGUGUUCAGUUCUGUUUUCCUUCUCAGCAGCACCAUCCAUCCCAUGCUUUCAUCACACUCCCAUGUUUUGCUAAGGGAUAGCCUCUAAAUGUGUUGGGGGUUAAUGGCUAUAGCUCACGAGUGUGUUAAAUUAAAUAGUUACUGAAGAAAAGGGAAGGGUUUUGUAUUUUCUCUACUCCUUGGGGAAUUUCACGGGAUUUUUCACUGAAACUACAGUUCGGUGGAGACCCUUUAGGUACUGGGCUCACUGGAGGGGAUUGGGACUUGGGGGUGUUGAUGGAUGAUAAGCUCAAUGCGAGCCAGCAACGUGCACUCAGCCGAGAAAGCCAACAGUGUCCUGGGCUGCAUCCAAAGCAGUGGGACCAGCAGGGAGAGGAUUCUGCCCCUCUGCUCUGCUCUGGUGAAAUCCCAGCUGGAGUCCAGUGUUCAGUUCUGGAGUCCUCAGCUCUAGAAGGACAUGGAUCUGAUGGAGUGUGUCCAGAGGAGGCCAUGAGGAUGAUCUGAGGGCUGGAGCACCUCUCGCACAAGGACAGGCUGAGAGAGUUGGAGUUGUUGAGCCUGGAGAAGGCUCUGGGGAGACCUUAGAGCAGCUUCCAGUGCUGAAAGGGGCUCCAGGAAAGCUGAGGAGAGGCUCUCGAUCAGUGAGUGCAGGGACAGGAUAAGGGGGAAUGGUUUUCAGCUGAAAGAGGGGAAAUGCAUUUGACCAGAGACCACCGGCAGAGCCUUCCCUCCGAGCCUCCCAAAGGGCCUGGGCUCUGACCAGCACAGUCGGAAGAGCCCUCGAUCGUGCUUUUCAUCGGCGAUACAGGAUGCGUGGCGACCAGGAUGCAUUCACUUUGUCAUUCUAAGAUGCUUUUGGUUCAUUACUUCAGAAAGACCCCAUUGAAGCCGGGCACCGCAAACCUCGCACGCUUCAUUUGGCACAGAGUAAAGGGGGCGAUUCCCACUCAUUGUGAAAUGCAGCAAUGGGGGGGACAAAGUCUCCAAGACCUUUGCCCUCUCGUUUUUACUUGGCCUGACUGAAAACCAUUCAGUUUCUCUUCCGAGCUGUCUGAGACGACAGGGAAUUCUGUUCUUGCAGCCCGGUCACCUCCCAGUACGGGCUGGAUACCAACCCCGGCUUAACUGGAGCUGAGGGCUGGGGUUUAAGGCAGGAAUGUACAUUUAUACAAAUCUAGACAAGCUUCAUUGCAACAGCAACUGAUACUGAAGCAAAGCCUUCACAGGACUUGUUUUGGCUUUGAUGGAACUCUUUUACCUUCAGGAACUUGUUUUAACGUCAGUGGAAUUCUUUUGAUGGCAAUGGACUGGUUUUUGACUUCAACAAAUUUUUUUUACUUCAGUGGACCUAUCUUCACUUCACUGGACUUGUUUUGAUUUCAAGGGACUUGUUUUUUCUUCAGUAAACCGGUUUUGACUGAAGUGGGCUUAUUUUGACUUCAUUAGACUAGUCUUGAGUUCAAUUGACUUGUUUCGAAUUCAGGGGACUUGUUGUGAGUUCAAGGAAGCCCUUCCACCCCACUGGAUUUCUUUUGACUUCAGAGGUUCUGACAGAAUUUUUUGACCUUCAUGGACUUGUUUUGCCUUCAGUGGACUUCAACAGACCAGGUUUCACUUAAGAGGACUUGUUUUGACUUCUAUGGGUAUCUUUUGAUUUCAGUGGAUUUCCUUGACUUUAAGGGAUUUGUUUUGAGUUCAAAUGAAGUAUUUUAAAUUUAGUAGAUUAGUUUUGACUUUGAUUGACUUAUCUGGACUUCAGAUGACCUGUUUUGACUUCAAAAAGGUCAAAUACAUAUCUAUCAAACACUUCAAAAUACAUCUACUGAAUUCAAAACAAGUCCACUGAAGUCAGAACACGUCCACUGAAACAAAACCAAACUUACUGAAGCCCAAAGAAGGGCACUGAAGUCAACACAAGUCCACUGGUGUCAAUCGAUUAAGUCCAUUUAAGUCAAGACAGGUCCACUGAAUUAAAGAAAAAAAAGUCUAGUGAAGUCUAAACAAGUCCACCAGAGGCAAAAUAAUCCGCUGAAGUAAAGAAUCUCUCCACAGCAGUACAAGGAAGUGCAUCGGAGUCAAUAUAAGUUCCCUAAAGAACACUAAAGUCCUCUCAAUGAGCCCCACCAACUCAUGAAUAAGAAUCCUUUUCCCCUUCGGAGAUGGCUGAACUCCAUCUGCUGCCACACGGCUCAGUGCCAGGUAAACCCUCCAGUUAUCAUCGACUCACAGAAUGGUUUGGGUUGGAUGGGACCUGAAAGAUCAUCCAGUUCCAACUCCCUGCCAUGGGCAGGGACACCUCCCACUGGAUCUGGUUGCUCCAAGCCCCAUCCAACCUGGCCUUGAACCCCUCCAGGGAUGGGGCAGCCACCACUGCUCUGGGCAACCUGGGCCAGGGCCUCCCCACCCUCAGCGUGAAGAAACUCCUCCUUAUGUCUAAUCUAAACGUGCCCCUCUCCAAUUUAAAGCCAUUCUCCCUCGUCCUAUCACUACGUGCCUUUGUAAAAUAUGACAUAACCUGAAUACAAAUACAUGAAAAAUAAACGAUCUGACUACAAAUUGGAUUAAUAUGAAUAACCUGAUUAGAAAUAAGGUGAAAAUAAAGAAACUCAAUAUAAACUUAAAAUAAUCUAAAUGAAAACAAUCUGUAUAUAACUAACUAGAAAUGAUCUGACUAUAAAUAAUCUGAAUUACAUAGUGCAACAAUAACUAACCUGAGGAGGCAGGAGGCGGCAGUACAGCCCCGGCCCGAGGCGGAUGGGGCACGGGAGCCCCCGUUCUCGCUCAGCACCAAACCCAGCGCAAGGUGCUCCUCGUUAUUGCUCUUUAAUGAGCGGGAGGAGCGGAGCACCGCACCGCCAGCGCUGCGCGAGGGCACCCGCAGCGCCCCAGCCUCGGCGGCUCCCACCAGCGACCCUUCACCUUUAUAGAAUUACACUUUUAUUUCUCUGUUUUCUGUUUUUAAACAAUUCCUAGCGCGGAUGACACGGGAUAAUAUAUCCUCUUACAAUACAGACUUUUGUUUUAAUUUACACGCAGCAGACAUAAAUUACUUUAAAAAAUUUCCAUUAAAAAUAACAAUAAUUACCACGCCGCAGCCCCCUCUCCUGCCCAGUAGUCAGUACAUUCACACCGCUCUGGAAAAAAAACACAUUUGUUGCCCCAUAACGCGGCCCUUUGCAGGAGGGAGGGCUGGGAAGGAGCUACCGUGGGAUGUGGGGAUGAGCCCAUGGAACGCCCCAUUCCAGCGGCUCCGUGCCCACUGCAAGCCGAGUGCCCACCGGGACUGCAGAUGGAGAGAUUGGGAUAGAAGUAUAUAGAUUUCUUUUAUAUAUUUUUCUUUAUGUGUGUAUAUAUAUAUAAACACACAUAAGUAUAUUUAAUAUAUAUAAAGAAAUGCAUUUCCUAUAUAUAUUCCAUAUAUAAUCCAUAUAUAUUUCUUUAUAUAUACUUUCACAUAUAUAUAAAGAAAUAGAUUUAAAACUGUAUUUUCUUAAUACAUGUCAAUAUUUCUUUUAUAUAUUUCUUUAUAGACAGUCUCUAUAAAGAAACAUAUAAAUACAUAUAAAGAAACGUAUUUCUUUAUAUAGAGGAAAUAUAUAAACACAUAAAAAGAAAUAUAUAUUCUUUAUAUAUAGUA